AUUUAAGUUAUAAGUAUGGGUAGUAGUCGGCGAUGACACUCGGUUUCUGAGUGGUUGUUGCACCGGACAGGCGACCGCACCGCCAUGAGAGUAGCCGCCAUAUCGAUCGUUUUGGCCGCGUGCGUUUGGCUGACGGCGGGAGAUGUCGCGCACUUGAAAGCAGCGAAGGCCAAGCUGGUAGGCCGGUUGGCGGGGAAACAUCACAAGAGAGGAAUCUUCUCGGCCGUGCCUCCCUUCAAACUUGGACACGAUAUUCCGCACGUGACUCAUUCGCUGGUGAAACCUUUGGUUGUGACUUAUCCUCCAACCGCCACUGUCGCUGCUGUAAAGGUUCCGUUAUCUCCGCCCCUCGGUCCGCGAUAUCCCGUUUCUGUGGGACACAAAGUUCCGCUUUCUCACUCUCAUUUUGGGCAUAAGUUUCACCAUCAAACCAAAACUGUAUUAGUCCCGAAACCAGAUCAUCAUUUUCAUCACCAUCAUCAUCAUGUUGAACCCAAACCGGUAGUGCCGGUGUUGCCAGCCCCACCUGUGGUGCAUGCCACUCCCAUAGUGCCGGUAGCUCAACCCACUGGAGUACAUGUGGCGCACCCUGUACCGGCUCCUUCCCCACCAGUUGUAGUGCAAUCUGUACCAGAACCUGUCGUCCAUGCUCAACCGAUUCCUCUUGCUCCACCCCCUCUCCACUUUUUGCGUCCGCAGCACGUUCCUUUAAGACCAUUAGUACCAAUUGCUCCAAUUCAACCGGCAAACGCUAUAACAGCGCCGUCGUUCCCGCUGGCUCAUCAAUUCCCCUAUGUCCUACGUCCGGGAAAUGCUGUACAGACAUCUUACUUUGCGACGUACCCUAGACAUCCUUUAUUGAAUUAUCAAGGACCUAUUUUGCCAUUUUCCCCAGCUACGGCCUUAUCUUCAGUUGCACCAUCAUAUGACCAAGUUUUCUUAAACAGGCCUCAAGUAUUGCUACAGCAAGAUGGUGGUCAUGAAGGUGUGUUUGAACAUCAUCAUCCUUCCGUUGUGGUAGAGCCAACGCCAACACUCCUUCACCCGACUCAGGGUGCUUUGCCUCAGCCGGCCAUUCACUUGCAGCCUGCCCAGCCUACUGUGCAUUUGCAACCCGCCCAGCCUACAGUGCACUUGCAGCCCGCGCAACCCACUGUGCACUUGCAACCCGCGCAACCUACUGUUCAUUUGCAACCUGCUCAGCCCACCAUACAUCUACAGCCGACGCAACCUGCUGUAACAAUCGAUCAUAACGGCUGGUCGCCAGUGCCGGCACAACCCCACGACCUCACUCCUGUGCAACAGCCCGAAGGACAUUUCCCACUCGACACUCAUCACUUUACCCAAGAGCAAGGGACGCAAGUGUACGAGCAUCACACCGGGAACGACCAGCAGUUCCACGACCAACAAUUCCACGACCAGCAAUUCCAUGAUCAGCAAUUCCAUGAUCAACAGUUGCACGACCAGCAAUACCAUGAUUAUCAACAUCAACUACAGCACCAUAUCCAGCAGCAAAUCGAUCAGGCUCAGUACGAGCAGCACUUGAAUAACCAGCACCAGCUGAAUCAGGAGUACGGAGCGCCCCAACAGGAGUACGGCCAGCCGAACCAUGAUUUUUCUCAGCAGAAUCAGGAUUUCGCGCAGCACGCUCAUGAGUACGCACAACAUGUGCAGGAACAUGCGCAGCACGCGCAAGAUUAUGCACAGACGAAUGAGUACAACCUGCAGCAGCAGCAGCCCGCCCAGGAGUACGGCGCGCCGCAGCAGCUGGAAGGUCGCAGUGCCGAGGGCGAGGGUGAAGGUGAGCCGCAGCGCUUCCACAAUCACAUCCCGUUGGGACUGCAGCCGCCGAUCGACCGACCGCUGGAGCACUUCCGGUAGUGAGCAGGCCAACAUGGUGCGUCACCAGUUGACGUCAGUAGCGUUGUCUGGCUACCUCGUCAAAAAAUGUGAUAUAAAGCAUUCUUAGAAUCGGAGGAGCAGUUUUGUUGAUAACUCUAUUUUCAAAAUUUUGAUGCAUUGCUCCAGUCUUAAUUUUUCGUAC
This is a messenger RNA of Ostrinia nubilalis (European corn borer), 2044 nucleotides long. RefSeq lists its product as uncharacterized. Lineage: Eukaryota; Metazoa; Arthropoda; Insecta; Lepidoptera; Crambidae. The transcript is spliced from 2 exons. The coding region runs from base 85 to 1881 and encodes 598 amino acids. The record is from RefSeq and is a predicted model, not a curated record.